GUGACAUUAUGUCAUCAGCGGACAACCAGUAACAGAUUUACUGACAGAGGCAGGGGUGAGAAGACAGAGCGAGGAACUAGGUUAUGUGCAAGAGGUUAGAAGGGACGGAGAGUAGUAAGAAGACAGCAAUAUAGUAACAUAGAGGGAGGGGGCACUAAAGAAGGAGAUAGACAACAGCAGAUGCAAGACCUAGGAACAAGUAGUAAUACAGUGGGGGAUAAGGCAGAAGUGCUUCAACACCCAAAGGGAAGAAAGUGAGAAAGAGAAGAAAAUAGGCAUAAAAGGAAUUAUAGAAACAAAAAUAUACCAAAGACAAGAUCAUAUAUCAAGAUCUGAAGAAAGAAGUGUUCCAUAAGGGAUAUAUAGCUGAUCAGCACCAGGUGAGCACCAGCCUGGACAAUGUUUCCCACCUAUGCAGACCUGGUGAAGGAGAGGAAAGGCCUGGCAUCAGCCAUAGUCAGGGAAAUAAGAGGGGAAGCACCUCUGUUAGACCUGGGUAAAAAAGUCAGUGUUCCUCAAGAUGUAAUGAUGGAAGAGCUGUCUUUACAGCGUAAUCGUGGCUCUUGUAUGUACUUAGAGCGGCAGAAGCGCGUUCAAAAGUUUACAUUUGAUUACCCCACGAAUCAUAUCAUUGCAGGGGGCCAUAUGAAUGCCUUUAAUGCCAAUCAGACAGUUGCCAAUGAUGUAUCUGGAACCGAAGGGGUUGAUGGAAAGGAAAACUUUCGCACAGAAAUGCACAUAGUCCCUGGAAGCAACAGGACUCCACCCAAUGUUCCCACGAAAUCUACGAAGGUCUUACAGAUGAAGAUGUCUCUGAAUCCAGGCUCUAUAGCUCCAGGUUAUUCUGGACCAUUGAAGGAAAUCCCAUAUGAGAAAUUUAACAGUACCGCCAUCCCCAAAUCAUACCGAUCACCUUGGGCACAGAGCUACAGAGUUGAGAAUGUCGUACCUGCCACUGAGUCACUUCCUCCUCCUCCACACACCCCUGUCAACGUCACAUGCCGCACAUUCAACAGAACGCCAAUCCCCUUUGGAAGUUUAUCCGUAGUUGACGGUGGUGAAGCUCCAAAUAUUUUUGAAGAACUUCAGGCUCAAAUUGAAGAAUCCACCAGCGGACUGGACCUCAUGUGUCAAAGACCCAGCUUCAACAGAGCACCACGGGGUUGGGCAAAUAAAUAUGUCCCGGAAUCUCCGGACCUGUAGGCUUGUAUCUGCAGUUACAUCGUGUAUAUGCUGAUUUGUAGAUUCCUACGAAGGGAUAAAAAGCUUAUUUGGCAUUGCUUCU
This is a messenger RNA of Bufo bufo (common toad), 1285 nucleotides long. It is a transcript of the gene MYOZ3, whose product is annotated as myozenin 3. Gene Ontology annotation, cellular component: actin cytoskeleton; Z disc. The transcript has 6 exons. Gene Ontology annotation, molecular function: actin binding; telethonin binding; FATZ binding. NCBI's taxonomy places the organism in Eukaryota, Metazoa, Chordata, Amphibia, Anura, Bufonidae. The record is from RefSeq and is a predicted model, not a curated record. Bases 400 to 1203 code for a protein of 267 amino acids.